Messenger RNA from Chelmon rostratus (copperband butterflyfish), 3787 nucleotides. Its product is annotated as C3a anaphylatoxin chemotactic receptor-like. The record is from RefSeq and is a predicted model, not a curated record. Gene Ontology annotation, cellular component: plasma membrane. The coding region runs from base 184 to 1248 and encodes 354 amino acids. The transcript is spliced from 3 exons. NCBI's taxonomy places the organism in Eukaryota, Metazoa, Chordata, Actinopteri, Chaetodontiformes, Chaetodontidae. Gene Ontology annotation, biological process: complement receptor mediated signaling pathway; phospholipase C-activating G protein-coupled receptor signaling pathway; inflammatory response. Gene Ontology annotation, molecular function: complement receptor activity; G protein-coupled receptor activity.
CAAAACCACUUAAAGAGGAGAUCUUUGCUGUGCAUGAAAACACACACACACACACACACACACACACCCACACACACACACACACAGCUGACGAGGAUGCGUCUUCAGUUCUGUCUCUGACCGCUGAGACUGAAGCAGCUGACCUCAGUGCUGAGACAUCAGUUCAACAUCUGCAGCCACACGAUGUUUCAGAAUGACUCUCCCAUCCUCAAGGCUUCCAAGAGUGAGCAGGCGACAACGGUGGACGUCGACGCCAUCAUGGACAACGUCUCCAUCGUCCUCUACACGCUGACCGUGGUGCUCGGCAUCACCGGGAACUCCAUGGUGAUCUGGGUGGCCGGAUUGAAGCUCAAGCCAAAUGUCACCAACGUGUGGCUGGUGAAUCUGGCGGUGGCGGACCUGAUCUUCUGCUUCACGCGAGUCUUCUCGCUCACUAAGAAGCUCUUCUUCGACCACUGGCCCUUCGGCAUCUUCCUCUGCAAGUUCAACGGCUUCUUCAAAUACGCCAACAUGUUCUGCUCGGUGUUUCUGCUGGCUGUGAUCAGUUUGGACCGAGCGCUCUGCGUCUGGCAGCCCAUCUUCACCAAGCGGCGGCGCACCCUGUGGGCGGCGAGGGUGGUGGCUGUCUGCGUGUGGGCCGCCGCGAUCAUCUUCAGCACGCCGUACUUCAUCUACCGCCAAGUCCACAUGGGGAAGAACAACCUGAGUAAGUGCUCUGUGGACGUGAAGGAGGCGGCGCAGGGGGACAACAGCGCUAAACUGGCGCUCUACUCCAUCCGCUUCCUGUGUGGCUUCAUGCUGCCUUUCGUGGUCAUCCUCACCUGUUACAUCCUGGCCGGGGUCGGAAUCCGACGCACCCGCCUGUCAGGGAAGUCCCGCCCCCUGCGUAUAUUGGCAUCGUUAGUGGUUGCGUUCUUCCUGUGCUGGGCGCCGUACCACUGCCUCCUGCUGGUGAAGAUGGUGGAUAGUAAGAACCCAGUGGUGAAGAUCUGGCAUCCCAUUGCGUCGGGCAUCGCCUACUUUAACAGCUGCGUGAACCCGCUGUUGUACUUCUGCAUGGGGCUGGACGUGAGGGGGCGGUUCAGGCAGAGUCUGGCGGGGGUGUACAGGAGGGCUCUGGCGGAUGACGUGGACGGACAGACCACCCAGUCCAACGAACGCUCUGUGGACGACAGCACCGGGUCGAAACACAGCACGGUGGUGGUGGCAGGAAGGAGCCAGACAACAGUGGACGUAGCUAAACUCUGAGUCUCUCCCAAAGUUCCCUGAACACAUCGUGAGCAUUUAAGGGCCACUUCUUCAUGUUUUAACACAUUAAAGUCCAAGUGAAAUGGAAGUUGGUGCGUCUCUUUGUUAAAAGAGAGACAUGUUGAUAGAAAAACACUCAAAAAUGAGACACAUUUGGCAAAUAAUAAAAGAUAACGGAACAAUUACCACAACUACACUGUUUCACUGUCUUUAAGCACUGCUGAACAUUUUCAGCAGUGAGUCGUACAACACCCACAUGGCCUCAGAUGUUAAGGUGUUAGCUGUAUACACAGUUGUACAUUUGACCCAUUGGUACAUAAAUUGUGUGUUCAUAUUAGUAGUAUAAGUACUGACAGAGUGUGAAUGUUUUAUGAAGUACCACGAGCAAGAUCACAGGUGGUGAAUUAGAUUUUUAUUGUAAUUUAAGUUAAAAGAAUUGCUUUCUGCAGGAAAACGUGUUCAGAGUUUUGAGAGAAGCCUUUGCUUUUCAUGAAAAUAAUGAUGGUGACGUGUUGUGUGAUGGAUCGUCUCUUUCAGACUUGCAGAACCGCUGGUCCUUUGAGAGCUAAGACUUUCUAUUGUAGUCUAGAAGUUCGAAAGUGUUUUUUUUUUUGUUGUUUUUUUUGUAGAUCUUCAUUCAGUGUGGUUUUGUUGAGCAACACAGCGAACUUGUUGUGUGUGUAUUUAAUUUGGAGUUGAAUUUGUCCAAAGCGCUGAGCUCACAGAGCAGAGACUGACUGGAUGCAUGUUCUCAGAAUGAACCCGCUUCAUAUGAUGGACCGAGGUCAGACUCAUAUUUUCCUGUUGUUAUUUGCUGCAUGUGAUUGAAGCCACACAUGAAAAGUGGAACUGUGAUGAGUCUGGGGGGAAGGAAGGAAGGCAGAGGGAAGUGAGACUAUUAAAAGGAAAGUCAGUCUUCACACUGUCUGGGGCUCGGGGGUCACACUGGUGGGGGGAUGAAUCAAAACUGGGCAGUGACUCCACCGCAUUUUGCAAAAGGGUUUUGAGUCUACCUGCAGCCUCAGUGCAGAAGAGGUUUAUGGCUUUUCUGGGUGAAAUUCAUCAGUCCUUAGCAACCAGCCCAUAAACCACAGCUGGACCUGCUCUGCCUGCUGGGAUUCACAUUAGUGCAGUCAGGCUGUUUGUCCUGAACUCACGGCUCUUUAGGUUCUGCUCUGCUGUUUACUGUCGCAGCAGCAUCACGAUGGAUGUUAAUGAUGUAAACUCACAGUGUUUAGUCUCUGAUUUAAAGUUCACGGCGAUGAUAACUCAUAAACUUAAUCUACUUUUUUCGUUGUAAAUUUCUGUAACGCUUCUGUGACGUGAAAUAAUGUGGAGAUUAUAGAGAAUUGUGAUGUGAACAUAAAAGAUUUUCAAGCUGCAGAAAUCGUCUUGAAACUGUUCAAUCGAAGAGAAGCUGGUGGUCCAACAUAAUAAAAGAGUGUUUUCUUAUGGUUGACAGAUAUAUUAAUGUUAAUUCCACAGCCUUAAACUACUCUCCAAAACAAACACUGAGACAAAGAUGUCUGCCAACUCAGCUUAUCACAUAUUUCCACAUUUGUUAUGAAGAGAAUAUUUGGCCUUCCGACAUACGAAGAUAUCAGAGUUCAGCCUUUGGUUUGACUCAGUUCCUCCUCUGAAAAGCUGAAAUGUGAGACAAUAUAAAGAGAUGAAAAAGAGGAUGUGACCUCUCCGAUCUGCAUCGUUACCAAACAUUGUGAAACCACAAUUCGAGAGCAGAAUCGCUUCGGUGGCUUUGCUGCAGACACCCUGACGAGUCACUCUCUGCCUUUUAUUAUGCCUCAGGGCUCCGUCGAGGCCUCACUUUGGCACUACAGUUAUUUAAGAUUACAUUACUACAUACAUUAAAAUUUGCAUGAAAUAUAUGACAAUGUGAGGCACCCUCCCUCCUUAUUAGAUGUCCUGCACAUGCACAUACUGCCACCUGCGUGUGAAGCAGUAGAUUACAGUUUCUAUUCAAGGUAACACGCACAUUCACAGCUACGUGAAGGAGGCAAAACUCAACUCACAUUUCUGUCCAAAAUGUGUCUCAGUAAUAAUAAGAAGAAGUUUAUUUCCGGCUGGUGUCAAAAUAUCUGUGAGAACUCGAGGUACAGGCUGUUUUUUCAGUCAAAUACAUGCAGCUGUUCAGUUUCAGGUAUGAGUUGAAGUUGAGUCAGUCAGUCUUUGGCCUGAAGCUGAAGGUGCACCAAACUUAAUUUGAGAUAUCCUAAAAAAAAUGUGUGAAAGACACAAACUCCACAAAUGAACAAAGACACACAACAUCAACGAGAUGUGAUGUUAAUUUUCUUAGUUUUGAGAGACAUCAGACUCUCACACACAUUAAAAACCGGACACAAGUCAACAAGUCCUCCUCCGAAUGAAACUGCCUUUGAUUUAAAUGUUGCUGUUCGUUAAAGGAAUUUCUUCUUUUCCUGCUAAUCAUUUCAGUCACAGUUAGUUUCAGAUUACAGUUUGUUGGAGGAAAUUAUUUGUGCAGGUUUAGCUUUUGUUGUCAGCACUAACGCAAUAAACAUUA